AUGGCCAACAAGCUAGGACUGCAGAAGGAAGAAGCGAAUAUAUCAAUCACCGGAAUCAGCAACAUCAAGUCCAACGUACGACAUAAGGCAUGGAUUCGAGUUUUCUCCAGGUAUAGCAGCUUCAAAAUAGAAUUGAAUUGCUUGGUCUCUCGUAAGAUCAUCGGAAUUUUGCCGACUUUUGAAAUCGAUAUUGCCUCGUGGAACAUUCCGUCUGGAAUACUCUUGGCAGACCCCACAUUCUACAAACCUGGUCAAGUUGAUUUAUUGAUCGGGAUGGAGUGGUUCAACGACCUGAUGAAGCCCGGACGAGUCAAACUAUCAGAGAACCUUCCGAUUUUCCUGGACUCACACUUUGGAUGGCUUGUUGGAGAAAAAAUCACUGACGAAUUGAUAUCUGGAUCUGUCGCUUUUUCACACACCGCAAUAUCGUCAUCAGAUCAAUUGAGUUUCUGGAAAUUGGAGAGUGUGGAUAUAGAACAAAGCGUACCAUCCGAGGCUGAAGAGUGCGAGGCCCACUUUCAGUCUUCAUUCCGGCGUACCUCCGAAGGUCGAUGUGUAGUUCAACUGCCUUUACGAGAAACUUGUAAACAGCUAAGUUAA
Armigeres subalbatus is the source of this 600-nucleotide messenger RNA. RefSeq lists its product as uncharacterized. NCBI's taxonomy places the organism in Eukaryota, Metazoa, Arthropoda, Insecta, Diptera, Culicidae. The transcript has a single exon. Bases 1 to 600 code for a protein of 199 amino acids. The record is from RefSeq and is a predicted model, not a curated record.